Messenger RNA from Habropoda laboriosa, 1926 nucleotides. Its product is annotated as centrosomal protein of 89 kDa-like. NCBI's taxonomy places the organism in Eukaryota, Metazoa, Arthropoda, Insecta, Hymenoptera, Apidae. Gene Ontology annotation, cellular component: centriole; ciliary transition fiber. Gene Ontology annotation, biological process: mitochondrion organization; chemical synaptic transmission; cilium assembly. The transcript is spliced from 6 exons. The coding region runs from base 79 to 1926 and encodes 615 amino acids. The record is from RefSeq and is a predicted model, not a curated record.
GCGUUUACAAAUGUUUAGAAUAUUCUUGACCGCGUAACGGCGUAGACUUGCAUUGUGUCCAAUUUAUAAAAAACAACAAUGGCCAGCUAUGACAGUAGCAUUGAACAAGAAAAAAAGAAGUAUAGUAGUAGAAGGACUACGGGUACAAAGAGUAGUCAAGAUAUAGCUUAUAAGCCAGUUUGUCGUCGCAGGCGAAAAACAAAACAUACACUGAAAGCUUACAAUGUACAUAAGGAUCAAACAGAUUAUGUGACAGAUGAUGGUAGAAAUGAUUGUGAAGAUGAAAUAUCUUUGAGUUGUAAAAGUAAACAGUAUGAACAUGAAAAAGGUAGGAGGUUAAGUGAAGGAAAUAAUACCCCAAAGGAAACAUUUGUUGAAGGUGAUGCAAAUUCAGGUAUUAUUUCAUCAAGAGUGAAGGACAAGCAUGUUUCAAAGGAUGCAUUAAGAAUAGCUAAUGAAUAUCAUAAAUUAGAAAAACGUUAUAAAAACAUUCAAGAAGAAUGUCAAAAGUUAGGUAGUUUAUUAGAGCAAAGAGAAUUGGAGUAUAGAAGGGUAUGUUCACACUAUGAAGCAUUGAUGCAAAUGGUUCAGGAACUAGAGGAAGCAAAAGUUGUUUUAGCCAAGCAAAAUCAGAAAUUAGAAACAGAGAAGGUUCAGUCAAAUGAAGAUAUAACACUUUUAAAAAGUAUUGUUUAUCAGUUAAAUACCGAAUUAGAGAGAUAUCAAGACAAAUUAAGAGACCCAAAGCAUGAAAAUGUUUCUGUACAUGUGGGAAGUAGAGAACAAAAAUAUGAUGAUAGGGUUUGGGGAGGUAUUAAGUUUCAUGCAUUAGGUCCACUUUUGAAUGCCUAUCAAGAAAAUUUAUCAGAAAAACAAGAGCUGGUACACAUGUAUGAAGGGGAAAUGGCUGAUUUUGGAAGCAGAUGCAAGGAAAUCCUUACAGAAAAUGAGCUUAUGCACAAAGAAGUGGAAGAAUUGAGAUCAGAGUGUGAUAGAUAUGCAAAAGACAUUAAAACAUUGGUUGAAAAUACUGCAUCGCUAAAAAAACAUCACGAUAUUCUAAAAAAAGAAACUGUUGAUAUAAAAAGAGAAGCUAAUGAUAUUCGUUCGUCGUACGAAUUAAAAAUGGAAGUUAUCUUAAGGCGUAAUGAAUUGUUAAAAAAGGAGCAUACGACCAUCGCGACAGAAUUGAGCAACCUUCGAGGGAAGUAUGAAAUUCUAAACAAAGAAUUUGAAAAAGUAAAAAGUAAAGAACAACAAACAGUGCCUACUAUUGUUCAUACUACCGCGAUUGAAGAAUGUAAGACGUUGUUAGACGAAUUAAAAUGUCAAUAUGAAAAUGAAAAACGAAAUCUUUGUAAUCAUAUAAAACGUAUAGAAGAGAUUCAGCCGGAGAAUGAGAAACAGCUCAUAAUGGUUAUAGCCGAAAGGAAUCAUUUAAAGGGUCUUGUUGAAAAUCAUGAAACAAAUUUGAAACGUACGCAACGUAAAAUUGAGCAAUUGCAAACACUUGUUUGCUCGACUCGUGUGUCACGUAAUUCUUUGAAGGAGCAAUUAGGCAAAGCGACUACCUAUUGCGAAGAAUUAUUUUCGGAGUAUGAAAGAAUUGUUUCAGACCGGGAAAAAUUGCUCACUCUUUUACGUGAAACGGAAAAAGAAAAUGCUAAUAUGGAUCGUCUUGGAAAAAAUAUUACUAGUCGUAUGGAGGGUUUAAAAAAGCAACUAGAAAUUGUUCGAAAAGGUACGAAACAGCAAGUAGACUCUGUUGAAAAACGUGUCAAGUUACAAGAACUUCAAAUGCGUCGGAUGAAAAGCGACUAUCGUAGUAAAAUAGAACAUUUAAAUAACAUAAUUAAACAGAAAGAAGCUAUUAUUGAAAAGUUACAGCCUAUGAACGAUGAGAAAUCUAGGAAGUUGCAAGAUUGA